AUGGCAGAUCCGGGGACAAUCAUCUCAGCGGCCGAGACCUGCUACAAGUAUGGGAAAAUGCUUGUCAAGUUUUGUCAAGAUUGGAAGCAUGCAGAUAAUGAGCUUUCAGAGCGUGUCAGCAUUGUUGAGAUUUGCUGGGCUAAGACCAGUGCCCAGAUCGAGCUUGUUCAGCGACUACAACCAAUAAUGGAAACCAGCCUCAGCCGCAUUCUGGACGAUAACUUCACUAUCCUUCAAGGAAAGCUUUGGCGCGCCGCUACCAAGGUGGAAAGCGUUCAAGAUACGUCCUCUCAGGCCAGACCAGGGAUUUUCGGCUUCCAUCGUCGUAUGAAGGGAUUCAAAUACGCACUAGAGAAGGAAGCAAUAGACGAAGUGAUUCGCGAUAUGGAGGAUUGGCAAAGGCGCAGCGAGCCCUCAUGGUUCUUGAUCAUGCGCAUUGCCGAUCCUUUUAUUGAUGAGGAGCUUCAUCGCGCCACGGCAAAUAAUCCUCCCAUUCAACUUGCCUCCAAAGUUCGAGAUGCAGUGAGACCAUCCGGUGCGCCUCCAUCUGUCGAACUACCCAAGGUGUCUUUCAAGGUCUCCAACAUACCCUUCAGUCACAUGAAAAUAGGACUACAUCUGAGUAAGAAUACAAAUUAUAUCAUUGAUACUUUGAUUGUGGGGCCGAACAAGAGCGCCGAGGCCAUGGAGCACGACGUACGGGAUCUUGCUGUCAGGUUGACGAAAGCAGAUUCGUCAGUAUUUGGAUUGCUCAGUUGUAAAGGCUUCAUGCCAAUUCAUGAAAAGCUAUCACCGGACAAACAGAAGCUCCCAGGAGUGAAGCCAGGCGUUCUAGCUUUCGAUCUUGUUUUCCGGGUGCCAGAGAACCAUGAUCUGAGCCAAGUUCAAAGUCUGCGGCAUCUCCUCUUGAGUAACACACAAGGUAGCAUUGAGAUGCUUCCCUCACUAUCGUGGCGCAUGCAGCUUGCGCAAGAACUAGCAAAAUCAAUCAGCUAUGUCCAUACAUUCGGAUUCGUUCACAAGAGCGUCUGUCCAGAGUCGAUACUUCUCUUGAAAAACAUUUCUUCGGGUCCCUCUCCAUCACGAAAUGGCCCAUCGGCCUUUUUGGUUGGCUUCGAUAGUUUCCGAUCUGCAAACGCAGAGACAGCUCUACAAGGGAGUGGAACAUGGGAGCUUGAUAUUUAUAAUCAUCCCCAAAGACAAGGUGAGCAUCCAAGUGAUGCUUAUAAGAUGCAGCAUGACAUAUAUAGCUUGGGUGUGUGUCUCUUGGAGAUCGGGCUUUGGCAGUCAUUUGUCCAGUUCUCAAUACCUGGAACGGAGAGCAAACCCCAACCGAGUCAAAUUUUUGAAGCCUUCACUGCACGCCUGAACGGCAGUGAUGAUGUGUCACAAGCAUUUCCAGUAUUACUCUCAGCUGCACCCACAGAUUUCAAAGAGUACUUAUUGGAGCUUGCUAGAAUAGAGCUACCACGAAGAGUAGGUGACAAGUACACCGAGGUUGUGGUGACUUGCCUUACAUGUCUCGACCAAGACAAUGAUUUCGGGGAAGAAGCAGACGUUGCAGAUGAUGAUGGAAUUUUGGUCGGUGCCCGCUUCAUAGAAACAGUCCACACGCGUCUCACGGAGAUCCUGAUCUGA
Messenger RNA from Penicillium pulvis, 1638 nucleotides. RefSeq lists its product as uncharacterized. The record is from RefSeq and is a predicted model, not a curated record. The transcript is spliced from 2 exons. Bases 1 to 1638 code for a protein of 545 amino acids. NCBI's taxonomy places the organism in Eukaryota, Fungi, Ascomycota, Eurotiomycetes, Eurotiales, Aspergillaceae.